AUGAUUCGUAAAUUAUCAACAUUAUCACCAACUAUAAAUCAACAAUUAAAAUUACAAAAUCGUAUAUUAGAAACUAAAGGUUUUAUAAAAUCAAUUAGGAAUUCUAAAAAAAUAGGUUUUAUUGAUAUUUCAGAUGGUUCAUCUCCCAAAAAUUUAAAUAUUAUAUUGAAAGGUAAUUAUCCAAAAAAUUUUCAAAUUGGUCAAACUGUUUCAUUUAAAGGAGAUUGGGUUAAAUCUGGAAAAAGUCAAGAAUAUGAAUUACAUUUUGAUAUUGACAAUCCAAAUCAUCAAUUUAACAUUAUUGGUGAUAUACCAGAAGAUUAUCCAUUACAAAAGAAAUCAACAACUAUGCAAUUUUUAAGAACGUUACCAGUGCUAAGAAAUAGAACAUCUACUAUGUCAUCAAUGUUAAGAUUAAGAUCAUUAGUUGAGUUUAAAUUGAUGGAGUUUUUCAAUUCAGAAGAUGUUUUUAAAGUGACCCCUCCAAUUUUAACAAGUUCUGAUUGUGAAGGUGCUGGUGAAAUUUUCAAAAUUCAGGAUAGUUUAAAGUUUUUUGAAAAAGAUUCUUAUUUAACUGUGUCUACUCAGUUACAUUUAGAAGUUUUAUCAAGUGCAUUAAAUAGAGUAUGGACUUUAACACCAUGUUUUAGAGCCGAGAAGUCAAAUACUUCACGUCAUCUUAGUGAGUUUUGGAUGUUGGAGGUGGAAUUGGGUUAUCUAAAUGAAUUGGAACCUUUACUAAAGUUUACUGAAAGAAUGAUUCAUUAUAUUGUGACGAGUUUACAAACUUCAAAUUACAUUGAAGGGACAUAUAUAUCAAAAGAGUUGAUUGAGUCAAGAUGGAAUAUACUACUACAAGAAUAUCAAAUAAUGACUUAUACAGAUGCUAUAACUCAGCUACAAUCUCAAGGAGAAGUGGUUGAAUGGGGUGAUUCAUUACAAUUAAAACAUGAAAAAAUGUUAGCUUCAAAUGGUCCCGUAUUUAUCACCAAUUAUCCAGCUGUAACAAAACCUUUUUACAUGAAAGCAUAUAAUGCAAAGACAGUUGAAUGCUUUGAUUUACUACUUCCAGAUUUAGGUGAGUUGGUAGGUGGAUCUUUGAGAGAGCAUGAUUAUGAUAAGCUACUUCAAAAUAUGAAGGAUAAAAACUUGAAUAAUCAUAAUUUGGAUUGGUAUUUGAGUCUAAGGAAGAAUGGAACAAUGCCACAUGGUGGUUUUGGGCUUGGAUUUGAAAGGUUAAUUGGAUAUAUUGCUGGUUUAGAUAAUAUCAAAGAUGUUGUUCCAUUUCCAAGAUCAGCCGGUAGUUGCAAUUGCUAAUGUAAAUAAAUAACUGUAAAUAGAUAAAAUAGACAAAUUAGAAUACUUAGCGUUGCAAAGAUAUUAUUUAUUGAAGGGAUGAUAUUGGUCAUUCUUAAGAUUAGCUAUCGCAAGAUUGUAUAUACGCGAAAUUGUUUAUGUAUUUUUCAAUGCUAAAAAUUUGGUGCGACUAAAUACACAUAUUUCUCGCGCUAGCUUAAGGGCGACUCGUACUAAUAUCAUUGGCUUAUAUAUUCUGAACAACUCAUUCUCUCAAAUUAAUAACCAAUUUAUGAAAUCAAGAGCUACUAUUUGUGUAUCCACAUAGUUCAAAACCUUGAUCUCAAACAUUUUUUUUCAGUUGUCAUUUUGGCCCUUUUUCACAACACAAGAAUUUUUUAAAAUAUGUAAAUCUGUGUAUCUUUUUAACUAGGUCCAUAACUCUUAAUUAAACAACGAUAUAUAUAUUACUCUAUCAAAAAAGGUACUUGGCUUGUUUCUGUUUGAUUUCAUCUAAAAUUCAAAAAUUGCAAAAACUUUUCAUAAAUAUGGGAAUAUUGAAUAAAUCGACUUUACAAAAAAGCUAACAACACAAUCAAAAUCAUGACGACAGUAUAAUAAAAGUAUCAAUAUUUCUAGUUUCCCAUUUUGGUAUGUCCUGAUUUUUUUCUUUGUUGAGGGAUUUAAAAUAGAAAAUCAAUAUUUUAGAAGUUGGUUUGAAGAUUUUCAUGCUUAUCAUUAUAACCAGAUUGUUAACUUAAAUGCUAUAGAACAUUUAUUUGGUGAAAGUAAAUUUAAUGAUUCAGAAUUGAUUAAACUUGCUCAAAAACGUAUCAUUAAGCAAGGAACAGAUUCAGACAAAUUAACCAAAGGUGAUUAUCAUCAUCAUGAUAAAAAUAUUUUAAAAGCAUACAAAACCUGGAAAUCGUUUGGUUAUGAUGUUGUUUUAAUAAUAAUGAGUUUAUUAUGA
This is a messenger RNA of Insectozyma verbasci, 2266 nucleotides long. The record is from the annotation of a GenBank genome assembly. NCBI's taxonomy places the organism in Eukaryota, Fungi, Ascomycota, Pichiomycetes, Serinales, Debaryomycetaceae.